AUGUCGCGCGAGACGGAGCUCGAGCGAGCGUUGGGGGAGUGCGCGAGGGCGGUGCGGGACGCGCUCGGCGCCGAGCGUCGCGCGACCUGGGCGCAGUUAUAUGUCUCGGGCGACGCGUACGACGAAAAGACGCUGGAAGGUGCGGGGAAGCGGGUGAGGGAGUUGCUUGGAGGAGACGUCGCGCUCGUCGGCGCGGUCGUGCGAGCGAGUGUUGGUGGUGAGGGGGUGACGGGCGAGGGCGUGACGCUCACGGCGGCGUCAAUGCCAGGGACGAAGACGUGGACAUUUCGAGCAAAAACGUCAUCUCUACCGGCGUUGGACGGCGAUGGGUCGUGGUUGGAGCUUGGUAGGAGCGUUAUGAGCGGGGACACAGUCGCCGUCACCGCGUUUGCGGACGCGUCAUUCGAAAACGUGGAUCAACUGUUGGAGCGUCUGCACACGGCAAUGCCGAACAGCGUCACCGUGGGUGGCGUCGUGGACGAGGGGAGUGUGAUGUUUCUGAACGAUGACAUCGUUCGGCGCGAAGCGGUUGCGCUUUUGGUACAAGGCGACUUCGAAAUGAACGCGCACGUACUUCACGGUGCGAAACCGAUUGGGCCGGUGAUGAACUUGACGAACGCAAGAGACGGAUUGGUGCUCGAGUUGGACGACACGCCGGCGCAUCCGUUAUUGCUCGAGACGCUGGAACAGCUUCCGGCGCGCGCGAAAUCGCUUCCCGUGAUGCUUGGUCUCGGAUCGAACGACGCAAAGGGUGGACCGUACGUGUGUCGAGACAUUCUCGCCGUCGGAGACACAGGUGGCGUCGAACUCGCGCACUCCAAGUGGAAUCUGCGCGAGGGCAUGCCGGUGCAGUUGCACAUUCGUGACUCGUCUUGGGCAAGCGAAGAGGCGUCGCGCGCAAUCGAGAAGUGCGUGUCGUCGACGGGUCUCAACGACGGCGCCGCGGGCGUUGGUGCAACGAUGUUUUCGUGUGGUAACGGCAACUUGAUGCACGCAAGCAAUUUCAGGGAACGCGCCCCGGGAACGGCGCUCGGUGGCGCCUACUUGCGCAGUGAAAUCGCGCCACUGGCCCAAGGGCGCGCGAGCAGCGUUUUGUCGCACACGUCCGCGAUCGGAAUUUAUCGAAAGCGCGACUGA
Ostreococcus tauri is the source of this 1137-nucleotide messenger RNA. RefSeq names its product FIST domain, N-terminal. The transcript has a single exon. Gene Ontology annotation, biological process: protein polyubiquitination; positive regulation of proteasomal ubiquitin-dependent protein catabolic process. NCBI's taxonomy places the organism in Eukaryota, Viridiplantae, Chlorophyta, Mamiellophyceae, Mamiellales, Bathycoccaceae. The record is from RefSeq and is a predicted model, not a curated record. The coding region runs from base 1 to 1137 and encodes 378 amino acids.